AUGACGGGGUUGGUUCCGAAUGUGUAUGCGGCUAUUAUCAUUCCUAUGCCCGCCGCCGCCGUGGCCCUUGUACUGAGGAUCAAGGCGCGGCGGAUGACUCGGAUGGGCCUGGGUUAUGACGAUGCGUUGUGCAUCGCCGCUUGGGUCUUUGCAGUUGCAUAUUCGGUUGAUCUUAUCGUAUGGGCCGCUUGCUUCAAACUCGGCCAGAAACUCGCACCCUACAGCGAUGAGAAGAUCGAUUACUACAUGGAAAAGUCUCGCAUGAUGCUAUGGGCCAGCGAAUACCUAUACGCCUGGUCAAUAGCCCUCACGAAACUCGCAGUUCUCUCCUUCUACCGGCGCCUCUUUCAGUUCUCGUCGAUACGCAUCCCCAUUAUCGUCUUGAUGGUGAUGUGCGGGAUAUGGCUCACCCUGCGCACGUUUCUCACAACCUUCCAUUGUCUACCGGUUCAGGCUUACUGGGAUAAAACGAUUACGAAUGCGCGGUGCAUUACUCACGUCGCGAGGUUCUAUCUCGGGACGGACCUGACUCAUUGCUUGAUGGAUUUCAUCAUUUUGGCUUUACCCAUAUGGGAAAUUAUCAGAAUGAGGCUGCCUUUUGGACAAAAGAUUGCCGUCCUCGGUCUCUUUGCCCUUGGAUCUCUCGUUGGUAUCGCUUCCAUCUUUCAGAUCAUUCAGUCACAAACCUACAACCCCAAAACCAGAGAGUUGCCGUAUGAGUUUUCUCUGGCAAUGGUUUGGGGGAGUGUGGAGGUUCACUUGGCCGUGUUUACCAGCUGUCUUGCCCUACUCAGACCCAUCUUCCGCAAGGUCAUCCCAGGCCUUUCCUCCGGAAACAGCUACGCGGCCAGCCGUCCCAGUGUUGCUUUUCAACCCCCGUCAGAAUUCGUACAGGCAGCUAGAAGUCCCAGGGACGAUCCCAUUGAUUCAGAGCGUGGGUUAACCCCUCAGGAGUACGACGCGCUCAGCUUACCAGGAUCGAAAGACAAUUCUAGUUCAGGGAGGGGGAUCUUUCAUUAUCGAGAGAAUCGAAUGUCCAGUCUACAAGGGUCACAAGGGAGUGAUUCUAGGCUUUCAGAAAGAAGCGUGCGAUGA
This is a messenger RNA of Fusarium keratoplasticum, 1095 nucleotides long. RefSeq lists its product as uncharacterized. The record is from RefSeq and is a predicted model, not a curated record. The transcript has 5 exons. The coding region runs from base 1 to 1095 and encodes 364 amino acids. Lineage: Eukaryota; Fungi; Ascomycota; Sordariomycetes; Hypocreales; Nectriaceae.